GGUGGCGAUCCACGAAGCCCUGCUUACUUCCGGGUUCAGGACGACGAGCCCAGACGAAGCUGAUUUCUUCUUUGUUCCCGUUUACGUCUCCUGCAACUUCUCUACCGUUAACGGGUUCCCUUCUUUGGCCCACGCUCGCCCUUUAAUCGCCUCUUCGAUUGCUGAAAUCAAAACCAAGUAUCCGUUUUGGAACCGGACCAACGGCCGAGACCACAUGUUUGUGGCCUCCCAUGAUUACGGCGCUUGCUUUCAUGCAAUGGAGGACGUGGCUAUCGCCGACGGAAUUCCUGAGUUUUUGCGGCGAUCGAUUCUGCUGCAGACGUUCGGGGUGACCUCGCCGCACGUGUGCCAGGAAGCGGAGCACGUGCUGAUACCGCCGUACAUACCGCCGGGGAUUCUCCGAUCUCCGCCUCCGGAGACGGCGAGGAGGGACAUUUUCGUCUUUUUCCGGGGGAAGAUGGAGGUUCAUCCCAAAAACAUCAGCGGACGUUUCUGCAGCAAGUAAUUAAAGAGUCGAUCCUUAAUUAAUGAACUAGUCCAUGUAAAUUUUCAUAAAAGCCCUUCCUAAUUUAAGCAGGGCUUCGUGGCUCGUCGUACCUGUGUAUCUUCCCAAAUUACU
Molecule: messenger RNA, 619 nt
Organism: Asparagus officinalis (garden asparagus)
Lineage: Eukaryota; Viridiplantae; Streptophyta; Magnoliopsida; Asparagales; Asparagaceae
Product: probable glucuronosyltransferase Os03g0107900
Exons: 2
Coding region: 215-505 (96 amino acids)
Source: RefSeq, a predicted model, not a curated record